AUUGAUAUUAACUAAUUAUUAAUUUAUAUGGAUCUUAUUUAAUUAGAGGCCGAUUUGUUUGGAAAAAUAUAAAUAAUUCUCCUCCCAAAGCAGGCGGAGAAAGCAACAGUAGUGUGAGUAGUGUGUGUGGAGUAUAGCUGCAGUGAAGAUGGAGUUACUACUGAUCCAGAAAAAAAAGAUGGAGUUAUUGGGAUGGUGGCUGAUGCUGGUGGGCACGCUUCGAUUAGCAUCCGUUUGGUUCGGAUUCUUCGACAUUUGGGCUCUUCGUCUCGCGGUUUUCUCCCAAACCACCAUGAGUGAAGUUCACGGACGGACAUUUGGAGUUUGGACGCUUUUGACUUGCACCCUUUGCUUUCUUUGCGCACUAAACCUCGAGAACAAGCCUUUAUAUUUGGCUACUUUCCUAUCUUUUAUCUAUGCUUUGGGCCAUUUCUUGACCGAGUAUCUGAUUUAUCACACCAUGACAAUUGGAAACCUAGCAACAGUUGGAUUUUUUGCAGGCACAUCCAUCGUAUGGAUGUUGUUGCAGUGGAAUUCACAUCAACCAAUCAAGACUAAAAAUGCCUAAAUGAUCUCAACCACUGGCUGUUCGUUGAAGCAGAAGGAACUUCGAACUUUUAUUUGUGUCAUCACUAUCUUAUUCUUGAUUAACUCGUGUAUAACUUUCGGAGCUUAAAAUCAUUUCCCCUACUACUUCUCAAAAGAAUCUCGUUUUCUCAGCUUCUAGUUUCCUACAGCUAAUCGUAUGCACUUAUCCGAGUUUCUUUAUUUUGCCUGUAUUUGUAUUUCGUAACUCAUGGAUAUGACAAUACAUUUUUCACUUUUUAA
Molecule: messenger RNA, 828 nt
Organism: Erythranthe guttata (spotted monkey flower)
Lineage: Eukaryota; Viridiplantae; Streptophyta; Magnoliopsida; Lamiales; Phrymaceae
Gene: ERG28
Product: ergosterol biosynthesis protein
Cellular component (GO): membrane; endoplasmic reticulum
Molecular function (GO): protein-macromolecule adaptor activity
Source: RefSeq, a predicted model, not a curated record